CUCAGAGCAUUUAACUGCUGAGUGCGAUAGAGAGCGCAUCGUCCACAACGAACGCAAUGGAUAUACAAACACAUGCCAUUAAUAACUUUAUGGAUCCUAACUUUGAUGACAUGGAUUUGAAAAACAGAAAAGUGCAACACUGCGAGGAUCGCGUUGAUAGUGGCGUGGAUUCGUUAAAAGAGGACGAGUACGCCAAACUUCUGGAGGAUAUGGCGAUGCUGGAAAUGCCGCGUGAAAGUGUAAAUACAUACGAACCUUGGAAACAAGAAGUCACGGAAGAUGGCGACACGUAUCUUCACCUUGCAAUCAUUCACGAGGCUGAGGACUAUGCCAUCCAGAUCAUCAAACAGUGUCAGAAUGACUCGUUCUUGAACAGGCAAAACAACCAAAGACAGACUGCUCUGCAUCUAGCCGUGAUCAUGGAAAAGCCACAAAUGGUGGAAAGACUGCUGAAGGCCGGAUGUGACCCCUGCCUAGUCGAUCAAAGCGGAAACACUGCACUCCACAUUGCUUGCAAAAGAGGGUCUCUAGCUUGCUUCUCAGUGCUCACUCAGAUCCAGACCCAGCACCUGCGAUCCAUCCUCACCCUCCCAAAUUACAGCGGCCAUACCUGUCUCCACAUAGCAGCCAUUCACUGUUACCUGUCAAUGGUGGAGAUUCUGGUCCAGCUUGGGGCAGACAUUAACGCAAAGGAACAGUGUAGUGGCCGUACGUCGUUGCAUUUGGCAGUGGACCUGCAGAACUUGGAUCUGGUGCGCACACUCAUUGCUUUGGGAGCUGAUGUCAAUAGCCUUACCUAUGGCGGCUACACCCCCUACCACUUGACGUUUGGCCGAACGAACUGUGAGAUCCAAAGGCAGCUUUUUAAUCGGACCGCCCAAGAACUCAUUCCAAUGCCAGAGAGUGAGUCGGAGGAGAGCGAUGAGGAACUUGCAUCUGAUGAUGAUUGUAUGUAUGAUGACAUCCAGUUUUGUGGGAGAUAGACUGACUGUCAGAGCGACAUUACUUAAGACUAAACGCACAGCAGCAACAGCCGUAGAUGCUGUUUCGGGACGCUAUUGCCGGGGUGUGCCACGUCACAAGAAGCCAGCCGGACCCAGAAUGGCAAAAAGCAUUUCCGGGUGAAACACGAUCGUGAUGGUGCUGUUAAACGUGGAGAAAGCCCAGAGAAAGCUGGACAGAGACCCUUUAAAUACAAUGCCUUUGAAAUCUACUUUUGAAACCAAAGAAAUGGGAGAAAGUUUGUAUAUUGUGUAAAUACACAGAGAUAUAUAUUUUUAUAUUUGUAAAUUUGUCAAAUAACAUAUUGUACAUAAUGUUCCUAGAUUAUAUAACACUGUGAAAAUAUUUUUACAUUAAAAAAAUAAGUGAAUAACUAA
Molecule: messenger RNA, 1379 nt
Organism: Misgurnus anguillicaudatus (oriental weatherfish)
Lineage: Eukaryota; Metazoa; Chordata; Actinopteri; Cypriniformes; Cobitidae
Gene: nfkbiaa
Product: nuclear factor of kappa light polypeptide gene enhancer in B-cells inhibitor, alpha a
Biological process (GO): toll-like receptor 4 signaling pathway; cellular response to tumor necrosis factor
Cellular component (GO): cytosol
Molecular function (GO): NF-kappaB binding
Source: RefSeq, a predicted model, not a curated record